Messenger RNA from Canis lupus familiaris (dog), 1922 nucleotides. Its product is annotated as histone H3.v1-like. The record is from RefSeq and is a predicted model, not a curated record. The transcript has 2 exons. Lineage: Eukaryota; Metazoa; Chordata; Mammalia; Carnivora; Canidae. Bases 180 to 548 code for a protein of 122 amino acids.
GGAACACAUCUCAGAGUUGUCAGAUCUGAAGGGAGAGAGGUAGAAUCUGUUCUCCAAUGCCCCUCAACUUCUAGUGCACCCAAGGAUGAAGCCCUGAGGUGGAGGUCACAGCCUGCAAGUGGACACCCUUGGCCUUGUGAACAGGAUGCUGUCGUGUCUGCUCCAGUGCCCCAUCUGGGAUGACCAGCCCUGCUCUGACAGUGGAGCUCAACCCCAACAACCUGUCCCUCCAGAAAAACGGGCCGGACCCAAUGUCAACUAGGGGAGGCCGUGUGGCCCAGUGGCCCAGACAGAGGCUCUGGAGUCAGUCAAACCUGAGUCCAAAUUCUGGCACAAGCUGUGACUUUGGGUACAAAACUUAUAUAUGCUCAUUGGAGAAGAGGAAGAAGAAGGAGGAGGAGGAAGAGGAAGAAGAAGAAGAUGAGGAUGAUGAAAGAGAGGAAGGAAGGAAGGAAGGAAGGAAGGAAGGAAGGAAGGAAGGAAGGAAAAGGAAGGAAGAAAAAGAAAGGAAGGAUGAAAGAGAAGGAAAGAAGGAAAAGAAAUUCUAGCUUUGAGAAUCUUGGAUGGCUCAUCCAGAUACUGCCAAUCCCUGGGCUGGUCAGUGGCCUUUGACCUGUGUAGCCUGGCUCAGAAAAAUGAAUGAGAUCAGUCACAUUCUCCCUCUCAGGAAUGUGGCCUCUAAAACUCAGAAGGAAGUAGUACUUGUGAAGAAACUGAUCCCAUUUGGACUGUAUGGUGCUGUCCAGACCCUCGUCUAGGAUGGCAGCACCUAUGGUCCCCAGCUGCAGCCUUCGUGUUGCACAUGAGGACAACUCUGAGACCAACACAAUUCCAAAGCUCCUCGCAGGGCUGGCUGAAGCCUUUGUUGAGGCUGCUCUGCUGCUCAAUUUCUCCCCCUACCCACUCCUCCUUCUCCCUUCGCCCCCACACCCCCAUGGACAUUAGCCAUGUCCAUGAUAAGCUUUCUGCUCACUAAUCUUCACCUCAGAGUCUGUUUCUAAGGGGGACCAACCUGCCACAGGGUAGGAAGAAAGGAUGAUGCGUGGAAUCAGGUGUGUCUGGCACAGGCCCUUUCCUCCUGGCCUGAGUCCUGUUAUCUUUACAUCCCACGUUCCCUGGCUUCUGUCCUCCUGGAGAUUUGCUUACCUGAUACUCCAAAGGACAAAGGAUAAGUUUCGCAGAGAUGUAAGGCCAGAUUUAGUAAUAUCUAGCUGAGCCUUAGUUUCUUCAUCUGUAAAAGGAGCCUUUGCCAGGGCCGCUCCACCCAUUGUGUCUUUCCCUCCACACUUCAUCCAGAGCAUUCGCCAGUGCCAUGGGGGUGAUACAGCAGGAGAUGGGUUCCUAUUGGGUUGCAUUUCACUGAGGAUAAUAGGAUAAACAGCUGCUUUCACAAUUAGCCUUUUCAUGAAAAUGAUGUGAGAUCAUUGUUGCUGUUUGAAGCACUUCAACAGGGUGGGGUUUCUGAAGCCCCAUUUUAAUUAAAUAGUGCCCUCCCCACCCUGGCCCAACAUAAAACCUCCAGAGGUUUCGACCAUCAAACAGAGUCCAGAUCUGUAAGCCUAAUCUAGGAUCCUGUGAUUUGUCAGAACCUUGUCCUCUGUUACAUGGCAUCAGGCACUCAUACCCAUGACUCCCUAGACAUUCCUGCCUCUGCACCUUUGCCUAUACUGACCCUGGCUGCUGAGGCCGGGCUCACAUAGCCGGUCUUCUACAAAGUCAUUUGAGAACACCCAAGUCAAAAGCAUUUUGUUUGUAUGCUGAUGAUAACAUUUGCUAUUAGCUGCCUUGUGUUAAGGGUCAACUAGGUUAACUAGCUACAAUGCUUCUUUAGUUUAAAAAAAAAAAAAAAAGGCACCUGGGAGGCUCAGUGGUUGAGCAUCUGCCUUCAGCUCAGGUCAUGAUCCUAGGGUCCUGUGAUCGAG